Messenger RNA from Eleginops maclovinus (Patagonian blennie), 3227 nucleotides. RefSeq names its product cyclin-dependent kinase inhibitor 1D (gene cdkn1d). Gene Ontology annotation, cellular component: nucleus. Gene Ontology annotation, biological process: signal transduction by p53 class mediator; regulation of mitotic cell cycle. The record is from RefSeq and is a predicted model, not a curated record. The transcript has 3 exons. Gene Ontology annotation, molecular function: cyclin-dependent protein serine/threonine kinase inhibitor activity. The coding region runs from base 262 to 786 and encodes 174 amino acids. Lineage: Eukaryota; Metazoa; Chordata; Actinopteri; Perciformes; Eleginopidae.
GAAGGGAGACCACGUGACUGCCUCCUCGAGUAGUAGGACGUCCCUGCUGUCUUGCUGAGUACUUUUUUUUUAACAAACAAGUCUCAGAUAAGACGACAAGAAGGAGGACCCUCAGGUGGGCAGUGGCUCCUAAAACCCUUUAACGUGACUCUGUUUUCACGGAGCUGUCAGAAAACACAUUUCAUUCCUCCGACCGGAUAACCUGUGAGGACUUUGCGGACGAAACGUCUCGAUACUUUCAGAUAUUCACGCGGAUGGGACAUGACGAUGGAGUCUCCAUCAACACCAUCAGCAGGACCAGCUACGGCAGAGCUUUCACGCCUGGGGGGCAUUGAGGACUUGACAUUAAAGGUGGGGCCGACACAGAGGAACCUCUUCGGGCCCGUGGACCACCAGCAGCUGCAGCAGGACUUCCAGCGGCUGAUCAGAGUUAACUUGGAGGUGGCAAACAAGCGCUGGAACUUUAAUUUCCAGAGUGAUGUGCCAGGAGAGGACUCCGACAUCCAGUGGGAGUCGCUCAGGUACCAGGACGUGCCGGCGUUUUACCACAGCUGCACGGUUCGGCCGGCGCCGCGUCUAGUGGGAAGACGGAUAUCGUCUUCGUCAAGCGAGGCGUCCCCAGGGUCCAGCAGCUCGUCAGGAUGGGGGGACGAGUAUCUGGAGUUCUCAACAAGGGAGUCCUACCGGAUCCAGAGGCAAAGGAAAAGCAGACAGUCUACCAUCACAGAUUUCUUCAAAGUGAAGAAGACGAAGUUCCUGCAUUACAAAGGUUCUUCUCGGCAGUAGAAAAAGCACACACCGAACACAUGGACGAUCACCUAGUGGUCGACAUCCGUCUACACGUCACCUCACCUUGAUAUGUGUCAUAUCAUAUGUAUAUUUAUGUAGCAAUUUGUAACUGACUGUUCACAAGCUCAUUCAGCGUGGGCUUUAAAACUCCUCCGACACCAUAUACCUUAGAUUUCAGCAGAAGGAAGCUACCAUUUUUCUACUUCAUCAAGCUCAGAUGGUUUUAUAGAUACUUAUACAUCUUCUAUAUAUUCUGUAUACUGUUUUUCUCAGCUUUUGACUAUACUGUGAAACUACUUUGAAUGCACUCUUCAUAACAUAACACACGCUUUAGAUUUCUGACCUCAGUCCUUGACCUUUUUCUCACUUUUGCUUAAAGUCACAAGAGGUUUUGAUUAGCCGGGACACUAUUCCUGGCCUCGCACCACACUUAGCCUUUCAGUCUCACCCCGGGGCUCCGAUAGCACGAGGGGUCAAAACCUCACCAAGGGCUCAACAUUCGGCAGCGCGACUGUGAUUAGCUUCAGGGUAAAGGUCAGCAGUGGAGGUUUAGCUAUGAGCUAAUGCGGCUGUAGCUGUACAACGGUGACUUAAAUUCUAAUGUGACUAUUUAUUUAUUAUUCACAAUUGUAAAUUGUAAAAAAAACCAACCUUACAAACAAAUAAAUGAGAUUAGAUUAGGUCCAAAAACAUACCUGUAUCUUUUUCCAGCUUUAUGCGUGUAAUAAUGUAGCAUUUUCUCAGUGUGUCGCAGCUCAGAGGAACCAAACCUUUAGGUUAUUGUCUAUAUGAAGAGUCGAGCUGCUUCACUUUUCUGUCUCUGUUCCGUUACCUGUUUGUGUGUGUACGCAUUGAUCUACUUGUGUAUGAGUGUUUCGGUUUGGUGUACAUCUUGAGGCUUUUUCAAGGGCUGUGGCAGCUGAGGCGGAUAAAACCAAAGAGAAACUGCUGUGCCAUUAAAUUAGAAACAUUUAUACAGGUCACUCACUGUCUGAGUGAUCAGUCAUAGAGGGUCUCAAACAUGUCAGGGCUUCUAAUCAGAUGUUGUUUCUACAGUCGUUUAAAUUUGUUUAUGGAAAACAAGCCUUAAUCUGGAUUAAUCCAUCCUGUCUACCUCAUGAAGUGAUUCAGUGAAACAAACAAAAGUCAUUUAAAUAGAAAUAAAACCAAUGCAGCUCGGGUUGUUUUCGUCUGCAGGCGAAAGAGAGACAGAAACAGGGGGGGGGGGGGGGGGGGGGGGGGGACUAUUAUUUUGUUGUGGUAGAAGCUGUUGAGGCUCAGUGCUCAGUGUCGAGUUUCACAUCAUGUAAAGGAGUCAGUGUGUCAGAGAGGGGCCCCGCUCCGAGCUGAGGAAACUUGGGUCCCUCAGGAGGAGUGGGGGGGAAAGGCGGCUAUUGUUGUCUCUCCCUUCCUUUGCCUUACUUUGCUCCCACAUAAAUAAAGCAGAGAGGACUAUUUAAGGGGGUGGGAAAGGGACAUGUUUUAAUAAGGGAACCUUCACCAGAAAAGUCUUUCAGACCCCUUCAUGGAUCAAAGGAUUUCAACCAGCCAGACAAGUGGCCGCGACUCAGACACGCUUUUGUUUAUCUCAGUCCGUCUGUCAGGAAUCAACCCCCCCCCCCCCAGUCUGCGGAAAACUGUAGUGAGAGCAGUUGUUCAUAACCAUGUUAUUCAGUCAAGGCGCCGUUUCACAGAUCUAAAAAUAGCAAACAUGGCUUUUUUUCAAAUCAUUUUCAGGAUUUUUUUGUCAAUUUAUCUGUGUGUGUGUGUAUGUGAGACAAUGUGUGUGUGUGUGUGUGAGACAAUGUGUGUGCACCAGACGAAACUUUUAAAAUCUAUAUUAACUUAUUUGUCUCAUUUUGUUAUGUAGGGAAAUAAUUGAAAUUCCCUCUCCCUGCUUGUGGUAUAACUAACUAAUUGUGUUACUUCCGAACCUAUAUAUAUUUGCACUACUUUAAAACGUUGUUGACAAGAUUUCUUUUAAAGGUAAUUUUAAAAAAGGAAAACAUACGGAGAACAGGUUUUGACAUGUACAACAGUUUUUAACAUUUGUUCAUGAGAACGUUUCUUAAGUGUGUUUGGUGGAAAAACUCAAUUCAAAGCUCAUUUGUGUUAAGAUUGAUCUCAUUGUGCCUAAGCAAACUUCCCUUUUCAAAAUCAUGUGACGCAGCUAUAUCGAAGUGUAGCCUUAUUUGUUUUUGUUUAUGCAUGAAUGUGUGAUAAUCUUUGUACAACUUUGGUAAUCAUUUUAUUGUAAUUUAAUGCUGGUUUAUGUUACCUUUUCAACAAGUGUAUUUGUGUAGGAUCAUAUCCUUUUUGAUAAUAAUUGUAAAGAAAAUAUAUUGCUGGGUUGUUGGUGCUUUGAUGCCUUUAAAAUGUGUGGAUUUCAUAAAGUGUGCUCUAAAUAAUAAAAUGAAUGAAUGAUAUAAACUACAAAA